AUGAGAGAGAGAAGAGUAAAACAGACUGAUGACAAGAACCUCAUCUCCACGGUCAAUCAGAGCGGCACCUCUCUAAACUGUCCUAUAAAUAAUGAUCAGAGCGUCAACUCUCUAAACUGUCCUAUAAAUAAUGAUCAGAGCGUCAACUCUAUAAACUGUCCUAUAGAACAAGAUCAGAGCGUCAACUUUAUAAACUGUCCUAUAAAUAAUGAUCAGAGCGUCAACUCUAUAAACUGUCCUAUAGAACAAGAUCAGAGCGUCAACUCUAUAAACUGUCCUAUAAAUAAUGAUCAGAGCAUCAACUCUUUAAACUGUUCUACAAACAAUGAUCAGAGCGUCAACUCUAUAAACUGUCCUAUAGAACAAGAUCAGAGCGUCAACUCUAUAAACUGUUCUAUAAAUAAUGAUCAAAGCAUCAACUUUUUAAACUGUUCUACAAACAAUGAUCAGAGCGUCAACUCUAUAAACUGUCCUAUAGAACAAGAUCAGAGCGUCAACUCUUUAAACUGUUCUACAAAUAAUGAUCAGAGCGUCAACUCUAUAAACUGUCCUAUAGAACAAGAUCAGAGCGUCAACUCUAUAAACUGUCCUAUAAAUAAUGAUCAGAGCAUCAACUCUAUAAACUGUUCUACAAACAAUGAUCAGAGCGUCAACUUUAUAAACUGUCCUAUAGAACAAGAUCAGAGCGUCAACUCUAUAAACUGUCCUAUAAAUAAUGAUCAGAGCAUCAACUCUUUAAACUGUUCUACAAACAAUGAUCAGAGCAUCAACUCUUUAAACUGUUCUACAAACAAUGAUCAGAGCACCAUCUCUCUAAACUGUCCUAAUAAUACUGAAUCAAUCAGAUUAAAUCUAUCAAUCAAAUCAGAAUCAAAACAAUCAAUCAAAUCUGAAUCAACUAAAUCAAUCAAAUUAAACCAAACCGCUAAAUCAAUCAAACUAAAUAAAUCAAUGAAAUCAAAUGUAGAUCCUGAAUCAUUUACAUCAAAACUAGAUUAUGAAUCAGUUGAAAAAAAUCUGGAUUUUGAAUCAAUUAAAACACAGCUGGAUUUUGAGUCAGUUAAUAGAAAUCUGGAUUAUAAAUCAGUUGAAAAAAAUCUGGAUUAUGAAUCAAUUAAAACAAAUCCGGAUAAUGAAUCAGUUAAAAUGAAUCUGAAUUUUAAAUCUGUUGAAACAAAUUUAGAUUUUGAAUCAAUUGGAACAAAUCUGGAUUAUGAAGCAGUUAAUAGAACCCUGGAUAAUGAAGAGGUUAAAACAAAUCUGGGUUAUGAAUCAAGGAAAUCAAAACAGAGUUCUUAA
Messenger RNA from Mytilus californianus (California mussel), 1299 nucleotides. RefSeq lists its product as uncharacterized. The record is from RefSeq and is a predicted model, not a curated record. The coding region runs from base 1 to 1299 and encodes 432 amino acids. NCBI's taxonomy places the organism in Eukaryota, Metazoa, Mollusca, Bivalvia, Mytilida, Mytilidae. The transcript has a single exon.